AUGUCUUUCCCAUACUCCCAGGAUGCUCGUCGUCGGCGGGUCGGAGCUGCAGGAGCCGGGUUCAGCUCGACCGGGAGACGGACAUUCCUGGGAUACUACGUGCCAUUGGCUUUGACCGUGGGUGUCGCAGCGAUCGGUGUAGCUGCCUGGAUCUGGAGUGAACGCAGCGAAGACGAUGACGACGAACGCGAUUACCCCGGGGAUGGCGACGACGUCCCCGCGCCCGCCCCGGGCGGCGCCUAUGCUGGCGAUUAUGCUAGAUCGACCGCGACCGACCUCCAUGGCGACCUGCAAGACGACCCCGGCAUGAUGGCUAGAAUGCAGGGAGCUUUGCGACGCACGCCGAGUCCUCAGCAGAUCUUCGACGGGGCUAGCAAGAGAGUAGCCGCCGGUAUGGCCGCCGCGGGGGCAUUCGUCGGUGGUGCUUUGACAUCGAUUCGAGAGGAGAGGGGCGACUUCGAAGAUCACUCCAGAUGGUCGGAAGAAGUGGAAUCCAGAGCCGCCCGCAGAGACCUGCCUGAUCCAGCUGUCCCAACCAUGAGCGGCGCCCUCCCCAGUCGCAGUGUCGCAGGAGCUCCCUCUCUCGACAAGAAGAAGAAAACAGUCGCUAUUGUCGUAUCGUCCGAAUCGCUACAUGUCGGCCCCGAUGAGCUCACCUCGGACCAUGUGUCUAUCCUAUCUCACCUCCCGGAGCACGUUGACCCCGACACAUGCAAAAUCUUCGUUAUGAUCUAUGCACCGGGCUUGAAGCAUGCCCCCAAUCACGGCAACGGCUCCCAGCCUACACCGUCUGUCACCUCGUCCUACUCCAAUAUUGCUCCUGAGGAAGCUGCCGAUGAUCUGGAUAUCCCGGACGCCUCUAGACACGCAAGUGAACCCGAGGGCGCUACGCCGCUCUUCAACACUUUAUACACCCAAGCGCAAGCCAUUGUCGAUAAGAAGAACACGAUCAUGCCUUUCAGCACGGCUACGGGCUAUGUUCACCUCGUGCGCCAUAUCUCACCGGAGAUCGUCUAUGUCCAAGAGUCUUUGACUGGCAAGGAUGGCGAACCGGUCCAUCAUAUCUCCCGCUGGGUCCGACAGGUCGUGGUGGUUGUGGGUGACCGCGGAGGCUUGAUCGACAGCGAGGACGAGUCAGCCCUUGCUGACCAUGGAGAAAAAUGGUGGCAAAAGGAGGGAACGACCGGCAUCGGAAAGCGAAUCGAUGUGGUCGACGAACUUCGCAUUGGUGAUGACUGGCGACGCCGGGUUUCGGGCCACGAUUAG
Aspergillus terreus NIH2624 is the source of this 1266-nucleotide messenger RNA. RefSeq lists its product as uncharacterized. The record is from RefSeq and is a predicted model, not a curated record. The coding region runs from base 1 to 1266 and encodes 421 amino acids. Lineage: Eukaryota; Fungi; Ascomycota; Eurotiomycetes; Eurotiales; Aspergillaceae. The transcript has 2 exons.